AUGGUCUCACAGAACUUGGCAGCGUGGCAGACAGCCCCCAAAGCUCCGAGCCUUGAGGUCAAGGAUGCCCCUUAUACCAAGCCGGCGGCGGCUGAGAUCCUGAUCCGUAACUUUGCCGUUGCGGUGAAUAUCGUUGACGCUGUCACGCAGUCUGCCGGCCCGGAUCUGUUCCCGUGGAUAAAAUAUCCUCAGAUUCUUGGAAACGACAUCGCUGGCGAGGUCGCCGAAGUAGGGCCCGGCGUGGAGUCCUUCAAGCCAGGUGACCGCGUCGUCGCCCAUGCCAUCAACAUCACCAACAACAAACCUUCGGAGGGGGCCUUCCAGCUGUAUACAAUCGUGUCGGACUUCAUGGCCGCCCCGAUUCCCAACAGCCUUUCCUACGAACAGGCCACCGGCAAGACCCUCCUCGUCUGGGGCGGUGCAUCGAGCGUUGGAUGCUGUGCGGUCCAGCUGGCUGUCGCCUCCGGGUACGAGGUUUUCGCCGUAGCUUCACCCAAGAAUUUUGCCCUUCUGGAGAAGCUAGGGGCCGCCAAGGUGUUCGACUAUCACCAGGGAGACGUCAUCAAGCAGAUCGUUAGCGCAUUUGUCGGUAAGGACUCGGCGGGCGGAAUGGCCAUUGCGCCUGGCUCGAUUGGUCCCGUCGCUGAGGUCUUGUCCCAAGUUACGGGCGUCAAGUUGAUCGCCAACAUCUCUGUGCAGGCAGCAGAGCUGCCCGAGGGGGUCAAAGCAAACAAUGUAUUCGGAGGCACACUGCGCGACAACAAGGUCGGCCGUGCCGUGUACUCGGACUUCCUGGGCAAGGCCCUGGCCGCUGGGACGUUCAUCUGUGCCCCCGAGCCACAAGUCGUUGGCAAGGGACUGGAGAGCGUGCAGCAGGCCUUUGAAGUCUGUAGAGAGGGUGUGUCGGCAAAGAAGGUGGUGGUUACCUUGGCCUAA
Molecule: messenger RNA, 936 nt
Organism: Diaporthe batatas
Lineage: Eukaryota; Fungi; Ascomycota; Sordariomycetes; Diaporthales; Diaporthaceae
Exons: 2
Coding region: 1-936 (311 amino acids)
Molecular function (GO): oxidoreductase activity, acting on NAD(P)H
Source: RefSeq, a predicted model, not a curated record